Lates calcarifer (barramundi perch) is the source of this 2514-nucleotide messenger RNA. RefSeq names its product charged multivesicular body protein 6b (gene chmp6b). Gene Ontology annotation, biological process: vesicle budding from membrane; late endosome to vacuole transport via multivesicular body sorting pathway. The transcript is spliced from 8 exons. The record is from RefSeq and is a predicted model, not a curated record. Lineage: Eukaryota; Metazoa; Chordata; Actinopteri; Centropomidae. The coding region runs from base 160 to 777 and encodes 205 amino acids. Gene Ontology annotation, cellular component: multivesicular body; ESCRT III complex.
CUUGAUGUGGGUGUGGACACUUGCACAGAUGACUACACAAAUAAUGGAGGAGAAGCUACACUAGUGUUCCUUCUACAAGUUAGAAAAAUAGUUCAAAAUCACGUCGUAGCUUCAAGUUUCCCUCCUGGUUGCAGAUUGUAGGUGGGAUGCUGUGUCAGAAUGGGAAAUCUUUUUGGAAAAAAGAAACAGACCCGAGUGACAGAACAAGACAAAGCGAUUUUGCAACUGAAACAGCAAAGAGAUAAACUGAGGCAGUAUCAGAAGAGGAUCAACCUGCAGCUGGAGAAGGAGAGACUUUUAGCCAAACAGCUGCUGAAAGAUGGCAAAAAAGAGAAAGCACUCCUCUUGCUGAAAAAGAAGCGCUACCAAGACCAACUUCUAGACAAGACAGAGAACCAGAUAAGCAACUUGGAGCGUAUGGUUCAAGACCUGGAGUUUGCCCAGAUUGAGAGGAAAGUUAUUGAUGGGUUGAAGGUUGGAAAUGAAUGUCUGAAAAAGAUGCACGAGGUGAUGUCCAUUGAAGAAGUAGAACGGAUCAUGGAUGAAACUCAAGAUGCCAUUGAGUACCAAAGGCAAAUAGACGACAUGCUGGCUGGCUCUUUAUCACAAGAAGAUGAAGAUGCUGUACUGGCUGAGCUGGAGGCCAUUACUCAGGGAGACGUGGAGCUUCCUGAGGUUCCUUCAGACAAGCUGCCAGAAGUUCCAGAGGCCACAGAGGACAAGCCAGAGAGGGAACGCCCCAGAAAGAAACCAGAGCGAGAGCUGCUCGCUGCUUAAGAACAUGACUGACCUCGGCUGCUGGUCCUCCUCCACAACACUCGAGUCCCACCACGAGAACCAACGACCACACGUUUUGCUGCGGACCUCUCUCCUCCUCGAGGUCUGUGAUAAAGUGACAGCAGCCUCUUUCAGAUACUGAGCUUCCUCCAUAUCGUCCAGUCACUGUUUGUCCUCGUCUGCUGCAGGCUGACACAUGAAGGCAGUCAGGACUGGUCCACCGCUGCAACCUUCAAGAAAAAUGCUGAUUUGAACCAUGAAGACCUGUGAGAUUUAGAUAACUGUGCCUGACCUUUGUUUUUUUUUGUUUUCUUUUUCUAUGUUCACCACUAAAUCAUUUUAUAUACACUGACUUAACUUAACUGCAUGUAUAUGUCACGCAUUGUAAUUCAUCAUAUGGUCUCUGGCUAUAUCUUCUGGGUGGGGUUAACAGCUUACAGCCUUAGAAUUCACUCAAAUCACAAAGAGACAUAUUUGCUCACUUACAUCUAGUUUUACUUUGGUUUUAUCUCCCUGCCUCCUCCUCAGUACAGUGGAGCUGAGUGGAAGGAAUGAAGGAACCUUAAAAUGACAUUUUAAAAACAUAGCAGCAACAUCUCUUUCAAGAAACAAUGUCCCUGUUACUCUAACUAAUCCACAGACCUCACUGUCAGCAUUUUUCACUGGGACACUUUCUACUGAAGAAAUAUGGUUUGAAAUCCAACUGAAAUGAAAUAGCUUUUUCUAGCAUACAUAUCUGCUCUGUGUUCUCCCAUGAGGAAAAAAAAAAAUCAGAAACCAAAAGUGAGACAUUUAUAUUUAAUAUGUCUGUUGGUUUCAUGCAUUAACUCACCAGAAUAAUGUGAGUUCUUUGUCUAUAAAGAUGGUUAAAGUUCCCAAAGUCUUUUUGUUCCUUUUUGAUAAUGAAAAAAAAAAAAAAAUAUAUCUGCAAUAAAUUUUAAAAACCACUGACAUCAUUUUUAGCUGCAAAAAGAUGAUGAAAGUGUUUUCAGGUGGAUUUAAAAUCUGGGAAAAAUAAACCCAAGGAUAGAGUAAUAAUAUGUUUUCUUGUUAUUUGGGUGAACUGACGCUUUAAGGCAGGCAAGGAUGCAGACAUAACCUGUGCUCUGUAAAGUUUGCCAUUGGUCUUGUCUGUCUCAGCCGCCCAGCUGGCGAGCUUUGCCUUCACACGAGUUAUUUGACCCACCUUGGAAUUGUUUCUCAAGUACUGAAACAUUUGCAUAAGCAUCUGUUUCAUAGAAUAUUCUCCCAGUCUGACCCCUUUUCAAGCAGCUUAACUAAUCUAAUUUUGUGCUCCCCUUGUGGAUUAGUUCAGUGUCAGUGGAGAAAGGGCUAAUCAUAUCGUGUGUGGGUUUACCUCUGAAGCCCAGACAACAGUCGUUAAUCUCUUCAAGGUAAUAACUUGACGCAACCUGGAUCUUUACCCACCGAGUAUUAUCAGCGCAGGAGCCUGUAAUUAUUUUAAUGUGCAUAUCACGCUCAGAUUUGCUUGUGUAGAUCUGUGUUAAACUACAGCAAGAAUGAUGGCCUACAUUCACAAGGCUUAAGCUUGUGUAUCUUUGAAGAUCCAUCUAACUAAUCUGUAAAUCAGUUAAUCUCGCUGACAGAAAACACAGAUGACUAAUGCUGUCGUCAUUUCAUCAGUGCUGCAUCAAAGUCAUCAUCUUAAAAUUGGUUUGGAAAUUGUACCUCUCUCUGCACAUUCUUUUUACAAUAAAAUUAUGUGUUUUUUUUUAA